AUGGAAAUGAAGAAGAGGAUUAACCUGGAGUUAAGGAGCAGAGUCCCAGAGGAGGUUGUGACAGAGUUAGUCCUUGACAACUGCCUGUGUGUCAAUGGGGAAAUUGAAGGCCUGAAUGACACUUUUAAAGAACUAGAGUUUCUGCAUAUGGCUAAUGUAGAAUUGAGUUCUCUGGCCCAGCUUCCCAGCUUAAAUAAACUUCAAAAGUUGGAAUUUAGUGACAAUAUGAUUUCUGAAGGCUUGGAAGUUCUGGCAGAGAAAUAUCCAAAUCUUACCUACCUCAAUCUGAGUGGAAACAAAAUCAAGGAUCUCAGUACAGUAGAAGCUCUGCAAAAUCUUAAAAAUUUGAAAAGUCUUGACUUGUUUAACUGUGAGAUCACAAACCUGGAAGGUUACAGAGAAAGUAUUUUUGAACUGCUGCAGCAAAUCACAUACUUAGAUGGAUUUGAUCAGGAGGAUAACGAAGCACCAGACUUGAAAGAGGAGGACAACGAGGAUGGAGAGGAAGAUAUGAAGAUGAGGAGGAAGAUGAAGCUGAUCCACCUGAAGGCUAUGAGGAGGAGGAGGAAUAGGAUGAGGAUGAAGAUAAGGUAGGCUCAGAAUUGAGAGAGGGAGUAGAGGAAGUGGGCCUCUCUUACUUAAUGAAAGAAGAAAUUCAGGAUGAAGAAGAUGAUG
Messenger RNA from Castor canadensis (American beaver), 675 nucleotides. The record is from RefSeq and is a predicted model, not a curated record. Lineage: Eukaryota; Metazoa; Chordata; Mammalia; Rodentia; Castoridae.